AUGAUUCCUUCACCUGUACAUUCGAAAAAUGGAACGACUCCUUCCCUGGCCAACGGGGACCUCCGAGAACUUCCAGAGCGGUACGGAUGGCCUACUACAAACGGCCGAGGAUACAUUAUCAGAGAACAACCCGCUGCAGUGCAAAGGCAUAUUCGAGUCAUUCACCUUGGCGCUGGAGCAUCUGGCAUUUGCUUUUCCAAAUUUGCAUCGGAGACGCUGGAGAAUGUCGACUUCAUUUGCUACGAUAAGAAUCCCGACAUUGGCGGAACUUGGCUGGAGAACAGGUUUGGGAGAUUCUCACUCGUCUCUCGUUGUGAUUUUACCUGGGCACGCAAAGCCGACUGGUCCCACUUCUAUUCGUACUCCGAGGAGAUCUGGCAGUAUUUCAAGGAUAUCGUGGAUACGUUUGGACUCCGGAAGUACAUGAAACUCAACCAUGAAAUAACCGGCGCGGAAUGGCACGAGGACCAAGGGAUGUGGCACGUGAAGGUCAAGAACCUCGAUGACGGGACCGAGUUCGUGGAUAGAGCUGACAUCUUUAUCAACGGUGGGGGCGUUUUAAACAGCUGGAAAUGGCCUGCAAUUGAAGGUCUCCAUGAUUUCAAGGGGACUCUUUGCCACACUGCGAAUUAUGCUGCUGGUACCGAUCUCGAAGGUAAACGUGUGGCAGUGAUCGGCGUUGGCAGUAGCGGCAUCCAAGUCACAGCCAGUAUCGCAUCAAAGGUUGAUAAGCUUUAUACCUGGGUGAGGUCACCGACCUGGAUCACGGCUGGAUUCGCUCAAAAGUAUGCUGGGCCCGACGGAGCGAACUUUGAAUACUCGGAGCAACAGAAGCGCAACUUCGCAGAGAACUUCCCUGAUUAUGUCGCGCACACCAAGGAAAUCGAGGAUGAACUGAACCAGAGAUUUAAAUUCAUUCUCAACGGCACUCCCGAGGCAAAGGAAGCUAAGGAUUUCUCCACGAAACAGAUGCAAGACAAAUUAAAGGGCCGGCAGGAUCUGAUUAACAUGCUGGUACCUACCAAGUUCGGCGUGGGCUGCCGGCGGCCCACGCCGGGAAACGGCUUCUUAGAAGCCUUGACACUGCCACAUGUAACGACAUUUCCCAUGGAGAUGGCCAAGGUUACGCCGAAUGGUUUCAUCGACCAUCAAGGUCUAGAGCACGAAGUUGACGCUAUUAUCUGUGCGACAGGAUUCGACACGUCCUGGGUUCCACGUUUCCCUGUUAAAGCACGGGGAUUGAACGUCCAAGAUAUGCAGAAGGACAAACCGAUCUCAUACCUUUCUAUCGGUGUGCCCGAGAUUCCGAAUUACUGGACAGUGACAGGUGCAUAUAGCCCAGUAGGCCAUGGCUCAUUCCUGCCCAUUAUUGAGCACCUCAUGCGACAUUUCAUGAUGCUCAUUAAGAAAAUCCAAACCCAGAACAUCCGUGCCAUGGCACCGCGGAAGGAAGUAUGCCAUGCUUUCAUCGAGCAUGCCGACUUGUACUUGAAACGUACAGCAUGGACGUCAGGUUGCCGGAGCUGGUUCAAGCAAGGCAAAGAGGAUGGGCCCUUAUCGAUCUGGCCGGGCUCACGGCUUCUUUUCUUCGAAGCCCUGGCGCAACCUCGAUAUGAGGACUACAACAUCAGCUACGAGGGCAAUAACCCUUUUGGGUUCUUCGGGAACGGGUUCACCCUCCGGGAGUACGACAACAGUGACCUUUCAUAUUACUUGGGCACCGCAGAGAAUCUAGGUGCGCUGCUUCCUACUUCCAAUUAUUCGUCGAAGGGAACGGACUCCUUAGACAGAACUUCGAACAAGGACGCAGAGGAAUAA
Molecule: messenger RNA, 1818 nt
Organism: Exophiala aquamarina CBS 119918
Lineage: Eukaryota; Fungi; Ascomycota; Eurotiomycetes; Chaetothyriales; Herpotrichiellaceae
Exons: 5
Coding region: 1-1818 (605 amino acids)
Molecular function (GO): N,N-dimethylaniline monooxygenase activity; flavin adenine dinucleotide binding; NADP binding
Source: RefSeq, a predicted model, not a curated record